Messenger RNA from Notodromas monacha, 1211 nucleotides. Lineage: Eukaryota; Metazoa; Arthropoda; Ostracoda; Podocopida; Cyprididae. The record is from the annotation of a GenBank genome assembly.
UAUUUUCCACAGGAAGCAAAAUUGAAAAUUCUGUUUUCUAAGCGAUGGAAACCAUCCAUGGCGUUGGGGAGUUUGAUGCGGCGUUGUCGAACAACCGUAACAUCCUCGCUGCGCACUUCAGAGCGGAAUGGGCCCCACAAUGUGCUCAAGUGGAAACCUCAUUACUGGAGUUGAGCAAGAACCCCGAUUUCAAGGACUUGCAGGUUGUAAACGUGGAAGCAGAAAGUGUGCCCCAGAUUUCACUCAAGUUUGGCAUCACGGCUGUUCCCACCGUAAUCAUUUUUCGUAAGCAGCUGGAAGUUGAUCGGGUGAACGGGGCAAAUCCUGCUGAACUCGUCAAUAAACUGAAAAAGCAGGUUGGCCGUUUGGCGAAUGAACGUCUUCAGACAACCCAAGCCGAUUUUGACGAUUUCGGAGAUACCGAUGGGGAGUCGUUAGAAGAUAGACUGAAGCGUCUUGUGAACGCCGCGCCCUGCAUGAUCUUUAUGAAAGGAUCACCUGAUGAAGCGAAGUGCGGGUUUAGCCGCACAUUAGUAUCCAUUUUGAAUAAUCAUCAGGCCGAUUAUAAGCAUUUUGACAUUUUAUCCGAUGAGGUCGUCCGACAAGAGCUGAAAAAAUUUUCCAAUUGGCCCACGUAUCCACAGGUUUAUGUGAAAGGAGAUCUUGUUGGAGGGUUAGAUAUCAUCAAAGAAAUGGAAGCCAGUGGAGAGCUGGAUUCCAUUCUGCCGAAAAAGCAAGAUCUUAACCAGCGGUUGUCAGCACUAACAAAAAGUCAUCCAGUGAUGAUAUUCAUGAAGGGUGAUCCUCGAACACCCCGAUGUGGAUUUAGCAAAACGUUGAUGGAAAUCAUGGCAGAAACAGGGGUUGCGUUCAAAACUUUCGACAUUCUCCAAGAUGAGGAUGUUCGGCAAGGAUUGAAGGUGUUCUCCAAAUGGCCAACGUUCCCUCAAGUUUACGUCAAUGGCGAAUUAAUCGGUGGUCUCGAUAUUGUGAAGGAAUUGAAAGCUUCUGGGGAUCUGAUCUCCACCUUGCAAGGGGCUUGAGAUUUUUUAUCUUCCUGACAAGGGCAUUGAACUCCCGACUUGUCGAGGAAUUGAGCUGUUGCACCAUUACAUUCGGGAAGCCUUGAACAUUUCUCAACGCCUGGAAGUUUCUGGACAUUUCGAUUUUGCUGGGGGUUAAUUCUCGAAUAAAGUCGCCAUUACGGAUUU